CACUGAUGGCAACGCGGUUUGUCGCCUACGAACGCGUUUUCAGAGCCGUGGAUCAUUCGAGGCGCCUGAAGCGACCGGGACGCCGCGCCCCACAUCACCAGGCCCGUUGGCCCCACCACCUUCCCGUGCAACAGCAAACGAGGAGGAGGCGGUUUCUGAUUGGUUCAUGAUGAAUGACAGGGCGUUGCCCAUCCCGCAACCUCUCCCGCUCAACCUAUUGGUGCCGUGGGCGGAGCGGCGUAUUGAGGGGGACGAGGAGACAGCAGCUGAGGAUGCAUGUGUGCGUGCAAAGGGGUUCCAACAACCACCCGUCGGUGUGGUGCGCUGGCACCAGCCCCAGCAAGGACCUUCUACUCCUCCCGUCACCGCUGCAGGUGCUGUUCAGCAGAGGGCCCCUCUUCGCAUGGUGCCCCAAGAGGGAGAACCCUCCCGUCUAUAUCAGGUGCCCCAGCUUCUCCAUGCCCAGGCGCGGAGCAACAUUCAGGCCUUGCAGCGCCCACAUAGCGCCCCACCCCGUUUUUUACAUGCAUCAGCUGCGAACUCGGGCCGCACGGUGAAAGUUAUUGAUCCCAUCAUUACUACGAAGAUGAGGAGGAAGUAGUAGUAGUAGCUUUUUUUAGAAGCGUUAUUUUUCACUAAUUUUUCCACUAAUUUUUUGUACUUAAAAAUAAAAUCAUGUUGCAUUGCA
Messenger RNA from Frankliniella occidentalis (western flower thrips), 688 nucleotides. RefSeq lists its product as uncharacterized. Lineage: Eukaryota; Metazoa; Arthropoda; Insecta; Thysanoptera; Thripidae. The record is from RefSeq and is a predicted model, not a curated record. The transcript is spliced from 4 exons. The coding region runs from base 167 to 601 and encodes 144 amino acids.